AUGACCCUUGACCAUCAGGUAUUCAACCAGUCUCUCAAGAGCACGCCACCUCCAGCACCAAGCUGUAUGCCUCUGGGAGAGCAUGGACCUAUGAGCCCGGACAGUGAUGCUACUUGUACUGGAAACCCAUUCACAAAACUGCUGACUCUUGGGAGAGAAGAUGGUAGUGCGGAAUGGCACUUAUCUGGUAGUAUUUUGGAUGUUUACCCUGAUGAGCAGGGAAUUUCUCCAGUUAACACAAAUCUAAUGAAUGCUUCCUGUCCAAACAUCCUGCCCAUGAAAAAGGAAAUUGCAGAAACUGACACUAGAGCUUUGGCAAAAGAGAGACAGAAAAAGGACAACCACAACCUCAUUGAAAGAAGAAGAAGGUAUAAUAUUAAUUACCGAAUCAAGGAGCUUGGCACUCUUAUUCCAAAGUCUAAUGAUCCUGAUAUGCGCUGGAACAAAGGAACCAUUCUGAAAGCAUCAGUGGAGUACAUCAAGUGGCUGCAGAAAGAACAACAAAGAGCCCGGGAGUUAGAACACAGACAGAAGAAAUUAGAACAGGCUAACCGGCAGCUUGUGCUCCGGAUUCAGGAACUAGAGAUACAAGCACGGGCUCACGGUCUGCCAAUGCUGACUUCACUCGGCCCCGCUGAUCUCAGUCCCCACCUCACCAAACAACAGAUCCAUCCUGAGAAGAACUCAGUAGUGGGCUGCUGCCAACAACUGACUCCGUCUCAGGGGACAAGCCCGGAGUUCUGCGAGCAAGCUGUGGCCUUCUCUGACCCUUUGUCCCACUUCACAGAUUUAUCGUUUAGCGCUGCUUUGAAGGAAGAGCAAAGAUUGGACGGCCUGCUACUAAGUGAUACAAUGUGCCCCUUUGGAACAGACCCUCUCCUCUCUGCCACUUCCCCUGCGGUUUCCAAAGCCAGCAGUCGAAGCAGCUUCAGCUCCGAGGAUGGUGAUGAACUAUAA
Microtus ochrogaster (prairie vole) is the source of this 957-nucleotide messenger RNA. RefSeq names its product transcription factor EC (gene Tfec). Gene Ontology annotation, molecular function: DNA-binding transcription factor activity, RNA polymerase II-specific; RNA polymerase II cis-regulatory region sequence-specific DNA binding; protein dimerization activity. The record is from RefSeq and is a predicted model, not a curated record. Gene Ontology annotation, cellular component: nucleus. Gene Ontology annotation, biological process: regulation of transcription by RNA polymerase II. Lineage: Eukaryota; Metazoa; Chordata; Mammalia; Rodentia; Cricetidae.